Molecule: messenger RNA, 2661 nt
Organism: Hibiscus syriacus
Lineage: Eukaryota; Viridiplantae; Streptophyta; Magnoliopsida; Malvales; Malvaceae
Product: cryptochrome-1-like
Exons: 5
Coding region: 303-2333 (676 amino acids)
Biological process (GO): entrainment of circadian clock by photoperiod; blue light signaling pathway; circadian regulation of gene expression
Cellular component (GO): nucleus; cytoplasm
Molecular function (GO): FAD binding; DNA binding; blue light photoreceptor activity
Source: RefSeq, a predicted model, not a curated record
AAAUCUAGAAGAAAAAAAGUUGUGGCUGUAAAUUGCCCAUGAUUUUUGUUGUGUAUCCCCCACUUCCAUUAACCAAUCCUCUUGACUCAGGUUUCAUAAAUACAAGAUAUUCAAUCAAAAGAAUGGAGAGAAUAAUCAUAGAACAAAUACUCAUUUUUACUGUUAUCCUCCAUUAAUAAUGCUUAAAACUGCUUUUUGUUGACAAAAAGCAAAGAAAUAUCAGUUUUUUACCCAGAAACCAAGAAUUCCGAGCCCUAUAGUACACAGAGAAGAUAAAAUCUGGGUUUUUGUUUUUGGGAGAUAUGUGUAGCAUAGUUUGGUUUAGAAGGGAUCUUAGAGUUGAAGAUAACCCAGCACUUUUAGCUGGUGUUAGAGCAGGCCCUGUUUUAGCAGUUUUUAUAUGGGCACCUGAAGAAGAAGGGCAUUAUCAACCUGGAAGGGUUUCACGAUGGUGGCAUAAAAACAGUUUGGCUCAUCUGGAUUCUUCUUUGAGGAGCCUUGGGACUUGUCUCAUCACUAAGAGAUCAUCUGAUAGUGUUUCAUCUCUUCUCGAGGUUGUUAAAACCACUGGUGCUACUCACCUCUUCUUCAAUCACUUGUAUGAUCCCAUGUCUCUGGUUAGAGAUCAUCGAGCAAAGGAAGUAUUGACAGCCCAUGGUAUAACAGUGAGAUCUUUCAAUGCAGAUUUACUUUAUGAACCUUGGGAUGUUACCGAUGAUAAUGGCUGCCCUUUCACUACUUUUUCUACUUUCUGGGAAAAAUGCCUCAGCAUGCCUUUUGACCCUGAAGCUCCACUUCUUCCACCUAAAAGAAUAGUUUCAGGUGACGUGUCAACUUGCACCAUGGAUCCAUUGGUGUUCGAAGAUGAAUCGGAGAAGGGAAGCAAUGCGCUUUUAGCUCGAGCAUGGUCACCGGGAUGGAGCAGUGCUGACAAGGCCUUGGCCACGUUCAUUAAUGGACCUUUACUUGAGUACUCAAAGAACAGAAGAAAAGUUGAUAGUGCAACAACCUCAUUUCUUUCCCCCCAUUUGCAUUUUGGGGAGGUUAGCGUCCGGAAAGUUUUUCAUCUCGUCCGAAUGAAGCAGGUUUUAUGGGCUAACGAAGGGAACAAAGCUGGUGAAGAGAGUGUAAACUUAUUUCUCAAAUCAAUUGGUUUGAGAGAGUACUCGAGAUACUUGAGUUUUAAUCAUCCUUACAGCCAUAAAAGACCUCUUCUUGGGCAUCUUAAGUUCUUCCCUUGGGUUGUCAAUGAAGGUUAUUUUAAGGCAUGGAGGCAAGGUAGAACUGGUUAUCCAUUAGUGGAUGCCGGCAUGAGAGAGUUAUGGGCUACUGGUUGGCUACAUGAUCGAAUUCGAGUUGUUGUUUCGAGUUUCUUUGUCAAAGUUUUACAGCUUCCAUGGAGAUGGGGUAUGAAGUAUUUUUGGGAUACCCUUUUGGAUGCAGAUUUAGAAAGCGAUGCGCUUGGUUGGCAGUAUAUAUCCGGUACUCUUCCAGAUGGUCGCGAGUUCGACCGUAUCGAUAAUCCACAGUUUGAAGGUUACAAAUUCGAUCCGAAUGGAGAAUAUGUCCGACGUUGGCUUCCUGAACUUGCAAGACUUCCAACUGAUUGGAUUCACCAUCCGUGGAAUGCUCCUGAAUCUGUACUCCAGGCUGCUGGAAUCGAGCUGGGGUCCAAUUACCCUCUGCCUAUUGUAGGAAUAGAUGCUGCAAAAUCUAGGUUGGAAGAAGCACUUUCAGAGAUGUGGCAACUAGAAGCAGCUUCAAGAGCUGCAAUUGAGAAUGGAACUGAGGAAGGCCUCGGAGACUCGACCGAGUCAGCGUCGUUUGCGUUUCCACAGGACAUACAAAUGGAGGAAAACCUUGAACCAGCAAGGAGCAAUGCUCCAGCUACAACUCGGAGAUACCAGGAUCAGAUGGUUCCUAGCUUGACUUAUUCGUACUUAAGAGGUGAACAGGAAGAGCCUUCUUCCUCCCUUCGAACUUCUGCAGAAGAAAGCAGAGCUGAAGUUCCACGAACUAUAAAUAUAAAUCGAGAACCGCAAAGAGAAGACGCAUUAAACCAAGGGAUCCCAGAAACAGCACAGAACGAAAACAUGUUGAACUUCCCAAUGGGGUUGAGAAAUGCCGAGGAUUCCACAGCAGAAUCAUCUAGCAGUAGUAGGAGAGAAAGGGAUGGAGUAAUUGUUCCGGUUUGGUCCCCGCCAUCUUCAAGUUAUCCGGAGCAAUUCGUUGGUGAUGAAAACGGUAGCAGCGUGAGCUCCUCUUAUCUACAGAGGCAUCCACAGUCCCACCAAAUCGUUAAUUGGAGGUGGCGAUUAUCCCAAACUGGGUAAUAGAACAAAUACACACUCAAGGCUGUGGCCUAGUACUUGCGGAAUACUUGGUCUAGUGGCCGGAUCGGACCACAACAUGGUGUGUUAUCGACCCGUCUAUUGCCCACCAGUCUAACACCAUUUGUAGUUGUCUCUGGACUUCCAUGACUCGUCUGCUAUCCUUUUUUUCUCUGUCGAUAUUCUACCGUAUGCAUAGCUCUGCUGUAUAGUAUUUUUCUUCUCUAUCAAGGAGGGAAGAAGAGAUUGAUGGUAGAAAUGUGGUAAUCCUGUAAUAAAACCAUUUAACUAAUUAGAAUGUUAUUGUAUUGUAAUGUAUAAUCCCUUCCAA